AUAGUUUGUCCGCUGAACGUACGAAUACACGCGAAACGGCGACGGUCUGUAAGAUCAAGCACGGCGGCCUAGACCCGAUUUCGCAAAAAAGCCACCGGACACCACAUGUGGAAGUCUUCUAGAAUCCGCCGAUUUGGAAUUAAUGUGCCGCCCUUACUAUCCGACCGACACUUCUAAGUUUAGUCGAGCGAAACUCGUGCAGUUGUCAAUAUUGCUCAACGCUGCCGUUUGGAUCCGCUUGAUACUAGUGUAAAAUUAAUACAUGAAAUAACGCGGUCUUUAAAGAUAGGAAGUAAAAACAGAAUAACAUCUUCAAGGUCAUAACCGUAACGAAUCAUAAUAUCAUGUUUAAUGUUAUCAUGAAAACAUUAUAAUAUGUUAAUGAGCUAUAUAUAAUUAUUAAAAAAUUGGAUUCUGCCAUAACUAAGUGAAGUUGUUGAUAACUGAUAAACGAAAAAUCCUAGAUUAGUAUAGAGAAAACCACAACUAAUCUAACCAGUCAUCUACCGUCUGAACACCAAGAAGUGUCAAUAGCUCUUUAAUCGUAACACAGUAGUCGAAAAAACAACAUGAAUUUUUUACCGAGAAUGCCAUCUACUGACGUGGCUGAGAUCAUGGUAGGAGGAUGCUGGGAAAAAUCUUCCACUGCAGAUUUGUGGCCUUCUGUGGAUUCGUGCCGACUGCCCAAAUCUGUGGAAAUCGUAGCUUUUAAUGAGCUAAGAGAAGACGAACAUGCGAGGAAUCAUUCACUUUUAGCUUUCCGACGAUGGGUGGCACAGAACAAAGACAUUCAAAACAUCAAUACGGAAGGUAGGUUUCUCUUGAGAUUUUUGCGUACAAAGAAAUUCAGCUUACCGAUGGCUCAACAAAUGUUGCUCAAGUAUCUGAACCUGCGACAAAAAUUCCCAAUGUAUUUUUUGAACUUAGACUUUUUAAUCCCAUCAGUCAACGCUCUCAUCAGCUCCGGUUAUUUGUUUGCGUCGCCGUUUAGAGACAACGACGGAAGGCGAGUAAUCAUCGGAAUUGCGAAAAAUUUUGAUCUCCGCAAAUAUACCAAUAAAGAUAUGUCUUACAUUCAUUUAAUUACAUACGAGACGUUAAUGAACGAUGAAGUGAACCAGGUAAUGGGAUUCACCCAUUUCGGUGACUUGGCCAGUAUAAGUCCUGCGUACCUGACGUUGUACACUCCAACUGAAUUCGCCACUCUCAUUAAAUGGGGAGAGCAAUCCAUACCCAUGAGGCACAAAGCAAUACACUUGCUCAACGUUCCAGCUCCAGUGAAGUUUGCUUAUGAUUUCUUUAAAACGAGAGUUAGCGACAAGAUAAAUCAGCGUAUGAAGAUGUACAACUCAAAAGAAGAAUUACACAAGAAACUUGACAAAAGAGUGUUACCCAAAGAAUACGGCGGUACAAUGCCAAUGGCCGAAAUGAUUGAUCUUUGGAAGAAGGAACUGUUGUCCAACAGAGAAUCGUUGUUGAACUUGGACAACAUGAAGCUGUUGAGCGAUAAAAGCAUCGUUACUAGGAAAACGAGAGCAGAACAGAUCAAAGGAUUAGCCGCCGGCAUCAACCAACUUAACGGUAGUUUUCGAAAACUAGAAGUCGAUUAGCACAGCUAUUAUUAGACUGUUUAUUGUUGUAGGUAGUUAUAAUUUUUGUUUGUUUGUAUAAAAUGUAUUAUUUUGUAGUACAUGUAUUUUAUAGUCAUCGUUUUUGCCUAAAAUUGUACAGUUGACUGUUAAUUAUUGGUUUGGGCCCUGUAUUCGGUAAUUAUUUUAGGAAAAUAAUUAUUAUUGUCGCGUGUCCAAACGAAUUACUGAUGUUGACAAGUAAUUUUGUUCAUUUAAAAAUA
This is a messenger RNA of Adelges cooleyi (spruce gall adelgid), 1852 nucleotides long. It is a transcript of the gene Cralbp, whose product is annotated as retinaldehyde-binding protein 1. The transcript is spliced from 9 exons. Gene Ontology annotation, molecular function: phosphatidylinositol bisphosphate binding. Gene Ontology annotation, cellular component: membrane. Lineage: Eukaryota; Metazoa; Arthropoda; Insecta; Hemiptera; Adelgidae. The record is from RefSeq and is a predicted model, not a curated record. Bases 570 to 1610 code for a protein of 346 amino acids.